Molecule: messenger RNA, 1125 nt
Organism: Glycine soja
Lineage: Eukaryota; Viridiplantae; Streptophyta; Magnoliopsida; Fabales; Fabaceae
Product: protein ALUMINUM SENSITIVE 3-like
Exons: 3
Coding region: 84-959 (291 amino acids)
Biological process (GO): response to aluminum ion
Source: RefSeq, a predicted model, not a curated record
UUUGCCCUUUCACAUAUACAUAAUACAUGUUGUGAUUAAAGCAACGUUUACUCUCCCUCCACUCCCCAGCUAGCUAGCGUAUCAUGGAAUCUAAUUUCUUCUUUAAAACCAAUAUGCUAACUCUGAACCACUCAUUGCAGCAUGAAAUAGAGGUCCCUUUAGUUGGCACGGAUUGGUCAUGGAUGAUGGAGUUCCUGAAGGGUAUGGUGAAGCCAGUGGCUGCCACUGCAGUGGUGUGUUUGGCUGUGGCCUUGUCCUUCUACCAGAAGCUGGGGCUGGAGCUAGAGAUGGUUGUUGCCAUUGUGAGGGCAUUUAUUCAACUUUCUAUCAUUGGCUUUGUGUUGGAGUUCAUUUUCCGCCAGGACAACGCUGGAUGGAUCCUCCUAGCAUACCUUUUCAUGGUAUCAAUAGCGGGUUACACUGCGGGUCAGCGUGCGAAACAUGUUCCUCGUGGGAAGUAUGUGGCAGGGGCCUCCAUUCUCACAGGAACUGCAGUGACCAUGUUGGUGCUGGUAGCUUUGAGCGUGUUCCCUUUCACUCCUAGAUAUAUCAUACCUGUGGCUGGCAUGAUGGUUGGGAACUCAAUGACAGUUACCGGUGUUACCAUGAAAAGACUCAGAGACGACAUCAAAACUCAAAUGAACUUGGUAGAGACAGCAUUGUCUCUUGGUGCAACCCCACGACAAGCAACGCAUGAACAAGUGAAAAGGGCUCUGAUAUUGGCCCUUUCUCCGGUGGUGGACAACACCAAAACAGUGGGUCUAAUAUCCCUUCCUGGGGCAAUGACUGGUCUCAUUAUGGGAGGGGCAUCGCCGUUGGAAGCAAUUCAACUACAGAUUGUGGUGAUGAAUAUGAUGAUUGGUGCAGCAACUGUUAGCAGCAUAAUGGCUACAUACCUCUGUUGGCCAGCAUUCUUCACCAAGGCCUACCAAUUGGAAACCAAAGUCUUCUCAAGUUGAUUCCACCUAACUUGAAUCGGUGAUUUCGAGUUCAGUAGAAUUGAAUUUGUUGAAUUUUGAAUUGUUAAAAGUGGUUAGAUGAAUUUUGUGUAAAUCAAAAUGAUCUUACACUCUUCAAAUAUGGAUUUAGCUCAUUAAAAAUACGCGGGUAUUUGAUUGCACUUCA